UCCUUCAAGGAACAGGACUUCGGAUUUUCCUUAAGGACGUAACACUGCCACCUAUCCCAAGCAUUCAAUAUUACACUGAUGGAUCUAAAAUAGAUCAACAGACAGGCUGUGCCCUUGUAGCCUUUCAUAAUGGUCAGUCAAUUUAUCAGUGGCUGGGUCAUCUCCAUGGAAAUAAUAGUGUAUUUCAAGCGGAGGCCCUAGCCAUCCUCAAAGCAGUUCAACACUGUAAAACAAGUGGUGCUAUGGAGGCAAUAAUUAUCACUGAUAGUCUUUCGUCGCUUCAAGCGAUUCAAAACCCCAGACAUUCUUCUUCGCUUAUCUCGGACAUCCAAUGUGAACUUCGUAAUCAAGUGGGAAAUAACAUCACGCUAGCUUGGACUAAGGGCCAUGCUGGGGAUCACGGUAAUACUUUGGCAGAUAAGUUAGCCAAAUCAGCUGCCGAAAAUACCGAUGCCGAGGCUGAAGAAGUGAUUCUUAAGUGGCCAACAUCUCACUUAAAACGAGCUCUUCUUUUAAAAGUUAUAUCCCAAUGGCAACUAGAAUGGGAUACUGAUGAAACCGGUCGACGAACGUACAAUCAUAUUACGUAUGUGGAUCAAUGUCGUCAGAUAACAAAUCAUCAACUAGUAAGAUAUAUCUCGGGGCAUGGUCCAUUUCCAAGCUACUUUUACAAGCAUGGAAUUGCAAAUAGUGAAUAUUGUGUCUGCGGAACUCUAGGCAUACCUGAACAUUAUAUUACUACAUGCCCGUUAACGGAGGAAUUUCACAUUCCUUUCCCUGUGGAUAAUCAACUAGCAUUUAGUGAUAUAUUUAUUUCAGAGUUCGAUUUACGCGUGACUCCAAAUUAUCCUUAA
Stegodyphus dumicola is the source of this 854-nucleotide messenger RNA. RefSeq lists its product as uncharacterized. The record is from RefSeq and is a predicted model, not a curated record. NCBI's taxonomy places the organism in Eukaryota, Metazoa, Arthropoda, Arachnida, Araneae, Eresidae.